GCGGCGGAAGGGCCCGUGAGGAGCCGGGAGCUGCCACUGCUGCCGCCGAAGGAAGCCGUUGCCGCCGACGCCCUCAGCCUCUGCUUGAACCGGGAGGGAAGAGGCCUGCACAGCCCUCAACAUGCAAGUUGAAAUCAUCACAGAAGGAUAAAGUGCGUCAGUUUAUGGUUUUCACACAAUCUAGUGAAAAGACAGCAGUGAGUUGUUUGUCCCAAAAUGACUGGAAGUUAGAUGUUGCAACAGACAACUUUUUCCAAAAUCCUGAACUUUAUAUACGAGAGAGUGUUAAAGGAUCACUGGACAGAAAGAAGUUAGAACAACUAUAUAACAGAUACAAAGAUCCUCAAGAUGAAAAUAAAAUUGGUAUAGAUGGUAUACAGCAGUUUUGUGAUGAUCUAGCACUCGACCCAGCCAGCAUUACUGUGCUCAUCAUUGCAUGGAAAUUCCGAGCUGCAACACAGUGUGAAUUUUCAAAGCUGGAAUUCAUGGAUGGCAUGACUGAGCUAGGAUGUGACAGCAUAGAAAAACUGAAGGCCCAGAUUCCUAAAAUGGAACAAGAAUUAAAAGAGCCUGGAAGAUUUAAGGAUUUUUAUCAGUUUACUUUCAACUUUGCAAAGAAUCCAGGACAGAAAGGUUUAGAUUUAGAAAUGGCUAUUGCCUACUGGAAUUUAGUACUUAAUGGAAGAUUUAAAUUUCUAGACUUGUGGAACAAAUUUUUGUUGGAACAUCAUAAAAGAUCAAUUCCUAAGGAUACCUGGAACCUUCUUCUAGACUUCAGUACAAUGAUAGCAGAUGAUAUGUCUAACUAUGAUGAAGAAGGAGCAUGGCCAGUUCUUAUUGAUGACUUUGUGGAAUUUGCACGUCCUCAGAUUGCUGGGACAAAAAGUACGACAGUGUAGCACUAAAGGACCCUUCUAGAGUGUACAUAGUCUGUACAAAUAUCUGAAAUGGAAAAAUUGCACAGUCAAUUUCUGCUGGCUGGACUGAACUGAAGAUCAAUCCUCACAAUAUGGCUGAGGGUUGAGACAAACCUUUAAAGAUACAUCUUGGACCAUAUCGUAUUUCAUUCUUCUACUGGUGGUUUGGGCUUUUCUUCUAGUCUGGACCACUCUUGCCCAUUAAAAUUCCAACAUUGUGGAUUUCAUCAUGGAUUUUUUAAUUUUUUUUUUUUUGGUGGACCACCCUAGUUUCAUCUCCCAUAAGUCCUAGAAGCUUUAUAAUUAUUUUGAGGUUUCUGGUUUCAUAUAAAGCACAAUGCUGGUCAUCAUCAGACAGCUGUUGUAUGGCAUCUGAAUUAUACAGAUCAACAUCAAAACACUUUUUAAAAGAAUCCUUAAAUAUACACUUGGGGCUAGUUGCAAAGACUGUAUUGAUAGCACUUCCUGUAAGAGUGAUAUAUUUAAGUGAACCGGGUCUGAUUUCUUCAUUUUUUCCUUUUUUUUUUUUUUUUUUUUUUUUUUUUUUUAAAAAUACAAGUAUCAUCUAAGUAAGUGAGUUUGAGUAUAACAAUUAGAGAAAUAACCAAGAAAACCCGAGGUUGUUGAUACUGGUGUAUCCAGGUGCCUAUCUGAAUGAUUGGUUUGUGCAUCAACUGACUGAGCACACAACUCCUGUGCACUUAAAGCACCCGUGUUUAAUGUUCCAGUCAGCCUUCAGUGAGCAGCAUUGAGAUAAGCUGUGUGUGUCAUGAUAGAAUCUAAUAUACUUUAGGUUAUUCCUAAGAAAUCGGAUUUCGUUGCAGUUUUGAAAUGCUUAUCUGUCUGUCAAAGGUUUUUCAUUUCUGUGGAAAUCUAAAACUUGAAUAUACUGAUUUUGUGUCUUAAUGUUUGCUACACAAUACAGUAUUUUGGAAUUUUUAUGGUUGAGGUAUGACGGAUCAAAUGGCCCCGUUGUACAAGAAGCUGGUGAGUUUGAUGUGAAUUUAAGUUUUGAAACCAUUAUACUGAGAAGUAAGUUAAAUCUUUAAAACAUAGGUACUGCCAUUAUGGAUGACACCCAUUUUUAAAAUUAUCUUGCUGAGUUUCCCUUAAUUGACAUAUCACUGUGGUUGCCAAAUACAGAAAUUUAAGAGUAAAGCUUUCCCAAACAAGCACAGAUCAGAUAUUAAUUACUACACUGGCUUUGUUUGCUUAAAUUAUUUUGUUGAUCCAUCACUACUGCUUAUUGUCUUACUGCAUUUAACUAAAUUGUUUGUUUCAUUCAAAACCAGGUUUAUCAGAUGCAAUUGUUCUUUAAUAUUACAAGAGCUCUUGAGCUGCUUUUGUUCUAAACAUGGUGUUUUACUCCUCACUUGAGUUACUUGUGAAGAGAUUUGAUAAAUACUGCUCUGGAAAACAGAGAACAGGAAGCUCCAGGAACAAAAUAAAAAAAAAAGCAGUUAAAGAUAAAGAUCCAAGUCUGUGCUCCAAAAAGUCCUGUGAUAAGGCUGAAAUUAUUUUUGAAAUGAGCAAUUGGCACUUGCACUAAACAGCAGAACAUUUUUAUGCAAAUGCUAGAAGUAUUUUAGGAAAAAAAAAAAAGCUAUUAAACUGCUAAAUUUGUUUAAUUUGUAUUCUCUGAAGUUGACCGUAAGGCUGGCUCCCCUUAGAGCAGUGCUCUUUUAGGAAAACUCAAUUACACAUUUAUUUCAAGAAUACAGUUCCACAAAAACAUUGCAAACCUCCUCCAGCUACUGGAAUUGGCUAUGCCAGAAAACGUGUGUUUUGCUGCUUUCAGUAUUUCCUUUCUCAAUUUCGUGUAAAUAUAAAUGGGGAUUGAACUUAUGUGGUGGGAGGGGAGGGUGGAAAAAAAGCUCCUCAAGGUAUCUGCGCGUGCUCUUUUCUGUCUCGAGGGUUUUGGUACAGUUUCCGAUGGAGUAUUUCAAGUAUGCUGUGUUUGGCGAGGAGAACUGACUUGCUUUUUAUCCCAGUACAGACUUGUCCUUCAAAAAAAGUCUGAGCUUGGGGAGUGGCUUAAUGCCGUGGUGUUUUAGAGAAUAUUCCUUUCAAAUGCCAGAUCCUUUCAACAAAAUAGUGUUGUCACCAGCUUGGUACUACACGCUUAUAAUUACUGUGUAAUUAUAAAGAAAUACAUAAAACUUUGACUAAUUAUGUUGCAGAAAAGGGUUAUUUGUGCUGUGAUGGCAUCUUAAAAGUUUUUCAAAAUGAAGUUAAAAGUUUCUUUUAACUAGAGUUAAAAGAAACAUUGAUUUAACAGGGUGUUGUUCUAAGGAGAAAAUGCCUGGUUUACAGGGAAUAUUUUGUAUUGAAAUGUGCUCGGUUGUGGUCAUGUGUUUUUUUUUUUCUUUUACGUGUGUGGUUUUUCUUUUUUUUUUUUUUUUUUUAAGAAUGCAGACAGUUGCUUACUUGGAUGGCUUUAAUUCGUAAGUGCUUAUGUCUUCAAUUUGAUGAUCUCCUCUUGAAUGGAUCAGUUUAAUUUUGCCAAAUGUCAAGGAAAAAAGUAAGAUGGCGAACAUAAAACAUUUGUGACCUGUUUUUAUACAUAAAAUAUGUACAAAAUUAGAAGUGCCCUGAUAUAAAACACUUAAUCUUGAGAUUAUAUUUAGUAAAAAAAAAAAUCCAUCAUUUACAUAUCUCUGUAAGUUCAAAUGUAACUUCUUACAAUCCCUCUCAUUACCAACAGAGGCAAUAAAGCUCCAGUGAAAUUGCCAU
Molecule: messenger RNA, 3650 nt
Organism: Calypte anna (Anna's hummingbird)
Lineage: Eukaryota; Metazoa; Chordata; Aves; Apodiformes; Trochilidae
Gene: DCUN1D1
Product: defective in cullin neddylation 1 domain containing 1
Exons: 7
Coding region: 165-899 (244 amino acids)
Biological process (GO): protein neddylation; positive regulation of ubiquitin-protein transferase activity
Cellular component (GO): ubiquitin ligase complex
Molecular function (GO): ubiquitin-like protein binding; cullin family protein binding; ubiquitin conjugating enzyme binding
Source: RefSeq, a predicted model, not a curated record